GCUGAGUUGUAGGUAAGAUCACAGUUGAGUUUUAGCAGCAGUCUAAACAACAACCAUGAAAUUCCUGAUUGCUUUCGCAGCCAUUUUGGCUGUUUCCGCUGCUGUUUACGUAGCUCCAGCUUAUCAUGGAGUAGCUGCCUAUGGUGCCUAUGCCCCAGCUGCCUACCAUGGAGCUUACGCCACCCCAUACGCUGGUAUCUACGGUGCUCAUCAUCUGUAUAAACGUGGAAUCUACGCUGCUCCAGUUGCUGCCUACCAUGGUGCUUAUGCCCAUGCUGGAUAUGCUCACCAUGCUUAUGCUACACCAUACGCUGGAGUCUAUGGUGCUCACCAUCUUUACAAACGUGGAGUGAUCGCCGCCCCAAUCGCCUAUGGUGCUUAUGCUCAUGGUGCCUAUGCCCAUCAUGGUUAUGCUCACUCCGCCUAUGCUACCCCAUACGCCUUUGGUGCCCACCAUUUGUACAAGCGUCAGAUCAAUGGCCCGCCCUUGAUAUCUUCUUUAUUUGGAGGUAGACUAGGCUAUUAGUUACCUCUUGAACCGUUAAUGUAAAUAAAAUAAUUAUGAAUAAAUAUUAAUAAAAUUUACAAA
This is a messenger RNA of Dalotia coriaria, 589 nucleotides long. RefSeq names its product cuticle protein 64-like. The record is from RefSeq and is a predicted model, not a curated record. The transcript is spliced from 2 exons. Bases 56 to 526 code for a protein of 156 amino acids. NCBI's taxonomy places the organism in Eukaryota, Metazoa, Arthropoda, Insecta, Coleoptera, Staphylinidae.